Ictalurus punctatus (channel catfish) is the source of this 5425-nucleotide messenger RNA. RefSeq names its product palmdelphin b (gene palmdb). NCBI's taxonomy places the organism in Eukaryota, Metazoa, Chordata, Actinopteri, Siluriformes, Ictaluridae. Gene Ontology annotation, biological process: regulation of cell shape. The transcript is spliced from 8 exons. Bases 301 to 2913 code for a protein of 870 amino acids. Gene Ontology annotation, cellular component: cytoplasm; membrane. The record is from RefSeq and is a predicted model, not a curated record.
GAAGAGAGGGGAGUGAGAGAGAAUUAACCAACAGAAGAAGAAAGUGGCUGUACAGUAUGUAAGUGAGGGAGUGUGGGGGCAGUCUGCCAGAGAGUGAUAACCCCAGCUUAACUCUCAGCCUACAUUUCCUGCACUUGUACACACUCAUUAGUCUACACGCAUGCGCACACACUCAGCCAUGAUGGACUGUAGUCUGAGCAGAGCAAAGUGACUUCCCUCCAGUUUGUGCUCACCAAAGAUCUGAUAGCAGCCACAAACUAUUGACGAGAUACUUUCUCAGCUCUCUGUUGUAGAGUCAGUAUGGAGGAGGCUGAAUUAUUACGGGAGAGACUACAGGCCAUCACAGAGAAAAGAAGAAUACAAGAGGACAUUGCAAAGAAAAGGAGAACGAUUGAGGAAGAGAAAUUAAAACUUCAGUAUCUAAAGAAAAAAGCCCUGCGGGAACAGUGGCUCAUGGAUGGCCUCAGCAGUCAGAAUGAGCAGGAGGAAGAAGCCAUGAGGGCACAGGCUCAAGAAGAGCAGCAGCAGGCCCUGCUCUUGCAACAACAAAUCUACAGAAUAGAGAAUGAGAUUGAAGAUCUUGAAACAGAGGAGAUGAAUAUCUCCGCAAAUGAAGAGCUCAUUUUAAAGCGGUUGAAGGAGGUGGAGAGGACAGCUGAGGACAUUAUAAAGGGAGCUGCAAGUGGGAAUCCAGAAUCUGGUGGCACAGACGUGAAUGAAGGUUUCUUCCCCAUUGAGAAUCAGACACAAACAGAACUUAAGACCCUCUUCAAGACAGUCACCAUGGAGACAAGUGAGCAAUCCAACACAGGAAACAUACCAGACUAUGAGAUGGAAGUCCAGGAGAUCAAAUUAAUUGAGAACAAGGACACAACUGCUGAAGAUGAACAGAUUUGCAAUGAUGAUGUUCUAUUUGAAUCCCUGAGUGCCAAAGUAGCUGAUGCCAUUUUAGCAGACUUGCCUCCCACAGUGACAAAUGGUGAUGAAUUUGAAGAUGUGCCUGCCACUAAAGAAGCUUUAGUAUUGGAUGACACAAAUGGUGAGCUUAAUCGCAAUGAAUCUAUUACCUCGUCUGUGUCUGAUACACCAUCUAGUGCUGAGAGUAUGUAUGAGAAUGAGGCUAUACAAAAAAGGCAGGAUUCCUUGAAAGAGGAAGUGUUGAAAAAUAUCGUGCCUGUAAUAGAGGAUGCUGAAGAUGUAGAUAUACUAGAUCCAUUAAAAGCAGAAUUCCAUGAGGAUAUCUUAGAUGGCUUAGGCUGUGAGGUAGAUGAAUCCAUGUUGGAAUCAUUAAUCCGAGAGGAAGUUAUGUCAGACAUCUCAAAUGAGUCUGGUCAAAAUCCUGAAGACCUGGAGGAAUGUCUAUUGGUAGAAAUUGCUGCAGCAUCAUCUGACAGUGAGACUGAUGAGAAAUGGAGAACGAUAUUUUCUUCCUCCAUUAAUAAGGAGGAUGAUGACUCCUAUCUUGACAGCCUUCAGCUAAGUGCACAAGAGCUCUUCAUUCAAAAGCCUGAAGUGAAAACUGGUGAAAACCAAUCAGAUGCACAGCAAGAGCCUGAACAGGAUGUGCCUGUGGAGGAUUCUGUGCUGGAGCAACCUGCAAGUACUCCAACUUAUGUGCAGCCUACACAAGAGAUCUCUUAUAAUCUCUCAACGCUAUUCCAUGGCUUGUCCAAAAUAUCUGAGGAUGAAGAGGAGCUUGGGAAGGGUUCUGCAAACCAUAAAGACUUUUCAUCUACUUGUGUCAAGUCAGACUCAGACAAGAAAAUGCCAAAAGAUUACUGUGUGAUUCAAGAGAUGAAGAGUGAAAAUGUCAGUACAGAGCAUGUGGAUUUCAGAGUUGCCCGCAAACAGUGGCUGCAGAUGGAGGAGCAAACAAAGAACCUCACACACCAGCCAGUUAUCAGGGCUGGGACCUGCCAGGGCAAUCACAGCUUUAUGUACACACCAGUGCGCAACAUUGACAGGCAGAAGAAGGAUGCUGAAUUAGAGAAUUUGGCACUUGGCAGAGACUACCAACAUACCCAGUUUAGCCCCUGCUCAGAAGAUUCAGGAGUAGAUGACUCUAGUUUCAGGUCACCUUUUGAUGACCCCGAGACCCCAGUAGAAAAAGAAAUUCGCUCUGCCAUGGAGAAAGAGGAAAUCCAAAGACAUGAAAGAGGAAUGUCCAAAUCAUACUCAAGUGACUCUGUGCCAGGAAAGGGAAAACCAGUCAUCUUGAACCCUGGGAAAUUAUGUCAAGACGUUGACGAGAAGAGAAAGAUGCUUGAGCAUCAGGAAGACGACUGCAGAUUAUCCCCCAGCACCCAGAUGCCAUCGUUCAUCAUAACAUCCUCCCCAACAAGAUCACAGAAGCAUGAAAUGGCAGCCAACAACGUCAUUAUCCUCGAACCUGAAUCUUGCCAUCAAAGCCCACGUCAUGCUGGAAAGUUGGUGACAUCCAAAUCUGCUGAUUGGAGGUCAGAGGAAAAACCCAGCGUAAUUAUACUGGAAACAUCAAACCUAAUUAUUCGAAGUGCAUCAGAGUUAAACCUGACCUCUGUCUCUGUGGUACCUGAAGAGAAAACCUUUCUUAACAACCCAUUUUUCAAGCUGCGCUCCCGGAGCACCCUCUCUUUGGUUGAUGAAGAGAUUAAGAUGGUAAAACAACGAGAGGAAGAACUGAAAAGAGAAAGAGCAACUAUUUACUCUAAAGAUAAUUUCCUGGCUUCUCCCAAUCUCCUGGACAGCCCAUAUGACAAACAAGAUGAUAUCCCAAUCAAAUGUAAAUCAUCCCCUUCAUCCCCUAUGAAGACGUGUAAGAUGGAUCGGUCAACCUUAUCCUGUGAUCACAGAUUUCCUGAGGCCUAUUCCGGCGGUCGCCGUAAAAGUGCCAUGGCCCUGCGGUGGGAGGCAGGGGAGUUUGCAAACCAGUAGAGAGGAACAGGCUAGAUAUCAAUCAGUAAUUAUCCUUGUUCUUUGUAAGAAACUUCAAGCAGUGCUACAGACUGACACUGAUUUCAUCAUAAGCACAUGCCGUUGCUUGUGUGAUAUUUGCAGCUUUUCAUUUAUGUUCUCUCAUAGGCAGGAGAUCUGAGGGCUGUCUAAGAUGCCUGAAUGUUAGCAGAAUCUAUUAAUUGUUCAGUCUUGUCAUAAAUGUCCAGAAAGAUUUGAAUCAUAUUUUAUUGUAAUGUCUUAGUACAGAGUUCAGGAAAAUGUGUCCUGUAUUUUCAUACUGUAUUUUCUUGUGGGCAAGUAAGUAGAUUUAUCCCUAUACUACACUAAAAUACGUGAAACUACAGAGAUUACUCGGGCUAUUUCCGCCUUCAUUCUGCACUGCAACGAAUCCAACCUACGAGAUUUCAUUAGGGCACUGACUUCUGCUACCUUUUUAACUGAAAGUUAGUGUUUGGUCCAAUACAGGUACUCCACAUAUGGAUACUGCCUUUUUACGACAAGAUCUUUAUCUUUUAAUAUAGUUAUUAUAUAGAUUGAAAAUGAGGGACAGUCCCUUGGAUAUUAAACACUGACAUUUAAAUGCUUUACUGUGUAAAUGGAGACUCUUAAUGUAAUGCUUUCCUAUUUGUCUAAAAACAUAUUUGUAUGCUCAUGUGACUCUGUUUAGGUCUAUAAGUAUUAUGGCUAUAAGUAUUGCUUGUAUUCAUGUAUGCCAUCAUCAAGUACACAUAUGCAUUGCUUUCUAUCUGAGAAAAGGAUGAAAAAAAAACAACACCACUUGAGUUGUUGAAAUUUAAAUGAGCAUUGAAACAAUAAAUAUAUAUGAGCAUUGAAACAAUAAAAAUAAACAAGAAAGAAAAUAUGACUUUUCUCUUACAUGGAUACCAUUUUUAUAAGGUAAUGAAAUAAAAGAUCUGACUAAUAACCUUAAUUAUAAUGUGAAGUCAGCCUGCCAAUUCAGUCACAUUAAUGAAAUAACAUGUCUAACCGAUAGCUGUCAGAGAAGAGCUUAAGGAAUUAGCGGAGCAGUAAACAAGACAUUCAUCACAGCCAAAGCCAUUAGGCAAAUGGGUUCCUUUUAAUUUGUACAUACAUUUACACCAUCUGUGCAUAUACAAAAUGAAUGAUGUUAUAUAUGAUUUGUAUACAAAAUUGAAAAGACAGUCACAGUGCAAAAAUGUUUAAUUUCCACUUUAUCUUUCAUAUAAACUUAAGGCAGGUACUCUCAACCUUUUUCUGGCUUCUAUACAUGAUUACAGUUUGUUCAUCCAGUGGAUUUUCGAUUCUAUGUUCUGAAUCAGUUUGAAUUUUGUCCCUGAAAGUUUGAAUUUUUACCCAUGCCAGAGAACACAAAGCUGCAGUAGGCUACAGACUGAAGUACCAUGCAUGUGCUGUUUAGAUUUUGGGCAUAACCUGCAAAAAAUAGCAUGAAUAUUGGAUUUUGUAGUGUUUCUACCAAGAAACCAUGACCAUGCAACAUGAUAAUAUGCUUCUUCUUUUUUUUUUUUUUUUAAAUAGCUGCUCUGCACACUGCCUGUGCAAAAGGCUACUUUAAAUAAAUACCAUGUUGGACAAGACAAUUAAUAGGAACUAAAAAAUGAAUGAAGGCUAAUGAAAAUUUAAUAAUAAUCUGAUAGCUUCCAUUGUUUUUAUUAAAUAUUCCAUAGAUCAUUUUAUAUGCAUACAACUUCAUUACAAUCUUCUCUGACCCCAAAUACAUAUCAAAAUUGAGAACCUGUGACUUAAGAUAUAUAUUAUGCACGAGUUAUAAGUAACACAGUUUUCAUUUCUGAUAUAUCACAGUAAUAUUGAACAUUACAUGCUUUGAUUUGAUGCACUCAUAUGUCAAAUCAGAAUUAUAAUCUGUUUUUUUUUCUGCCAUUUACUUUAAACAAACAAAUGAUUUGUCUUAAAGUACAAUAAGAAACAUAGUACAUAGUAAAAUGUAGUCUAGUCCAAAUGUAAUGGUUGUCAAAUACCACAAAAACCUAUUUAAAACGUGAGAUUUCAUAAAAUCAUAAUAAGAAGGGCAAGUGCUGAACUUCUCUCUGUGUUCAUUCAGCAAACUCAUCUACACACUUCUACUUUAAUGUGCUGCAUACAGAUCCAUCAGAAAUCAUUCAUGCAAAAUCAUUGACAUUUUGAAUACAAAGAUUCAAGCACAAAAACUAAACAAAUAAUGUGACAUUCUGUAUCUUUGGCUCAUGGCAAUAUCAGUUCAAACUCCUGUGUCAUUUCUUUGGCACAUAAACAUCCAGUUUUUCUGGAAAAUGGACUUCUUAAAACUAUCUGCUGGAAUGUUGCUUUAAAAGGGUUGAUCAAGUUAUCCAGUGUGCAUCAUAGUAAGAACAACCUUCAAUAAGGCAUCUUUAGCUUCUCAAACAGUAGCCGAGUACAAAAGCAGCCAUUAGUAAGGCUUGUUAUCCUUCAACAUCAUACCUCACUGAUGGUGGCCAGAAGAAGAGCCAGAAAUACAAGGUUUCCACACAGG